UAACCCCUUGAUAAUGAAAUUGCAGAGAGUCUGGCCCACCGAUCGACCGUAAGGGCGAAAUUGGCAGGCGACAAAGAGUGGAUAAGCAGGUACGUGAGUCGAGUGGCCGGCAUGUGGCAGCAACAGGAUAACAGCCUCAUGACCCUCCUACCUGGCACCUCCUUGGCACUCCCCUCUGGCACUGGCGUCUACGAGAUCCAGACGGUGACCCUCCAGGGCGCGGGAUGGUCCGGCGCCCUCAGGAACUACGCGAGGGCGUGCGGGGCGGGCGAGGGCGCGCGGGCUGUCGAGGGAACGGCGCUGGUCGGGGCGUGGAAGGGCGUGUUAGGGCCGGCCAGCACGGCGGUGCUUCUGUGGCGCCAUCAGGGGCCCGACUCCUGCGUGGCGCUCAGGGGCGUCUUGGAGUCCCUGGCCGAAGAGUCUUCGCUGACCCCACACGUCAGGUCGGGUCACUCGAAGCUCAUCCUUCCCCAUGCAGUGUCGCCUCUCCACUGACCUUUUCGAAGGGAUCUGACCUUUCCGAUAUUUUUUUCUUGCAAAGUCGAUGGAAGAUUGUUACUGUAAUGCAUUUCCUGAGGCGAGAGAGAGAGAGAGAGAGAGAGAGAGAGAGAGAGAGAGAGAGAGAGAGAGAGAGAGAGAGUGUGAGUGAGAGUG
Messenger RNA from Penaeus chinensis, 654 nucleotides. RefSeq lists its product as uncharacterized. The transcript has 3 exons. The coding region runs from base 112 to 495 and encodes 127 amino acids. The record is from RefSeq and is a predicted model, not a curated record. NCBI's taxonomy places the organism in Eukaryota, Metazoa, Arthropoda, Malacostraca, Decapoda, Penaeidae.